AUGGGAUUCUCAGUGACGUUUCAGACGUGGCAGAGUGAAGAUGUAGAUAUGUCCGUGUCGCUUUAAAUCGCCACGCAAAUGGAAAUGGAGAAAGUACAAGAACCCUUGGCCAGACCGGCUUUCGGCCGCGUUUUAUCUAGAGAAAUGUAUGAGAGACUGCUGAAGGAAAAGGGACCUAAUCUAGAUGUUUAUUUAUCGUACGCUGCGUUUCACGCGGAAAAUGGUAAUGUUGUAGAGAGCAUGGAAGUUCUACUCCAUAGUUGUAAACAUUUCUCAGUGCCUAUAGACAAAAUGCGUCAAGUGGUUAGUAAAAUAGUGCAGUACCUGAGACAAGAGGCGCGGGAUAAUUCGAACCCGCCUCAGAGAAACGUGUUUUCGUGCCCGAGUUGCUGGGGUGUUCUCUACGACCCCAAAACCCUCACUUGCGGACACACCUAUUGUAUUAAGUGUCUCUCGAAGGAGACCCUCAGGACCUGUAAAGUAUGCCAAAGCAAAAUCAAGAGCUCAAACGUGGCCAACCUGAAAGCCAAUGUGUUAGUGGUCGCGUGUGUGGACCGAUGGUGGGCCGGGGAGGUCGAAGGCGUCAAGCUCAGAACUCAAGGAAACAACUAUUUUAAGGAGAAGCAGCUGGAAAGAGCCGUGGAGCUGUACACCGAAGCUGUUGAUUGUGCUCCGAACGACCACCUGCUCCUGAGCAACCGGUCGCACGUGCUGCACACGCUGGGGCGUGCCGAGGAAGCGCUCAGCGAUGCCGAGGCGGCCAUUCGGUGCCGCCCCGAGUGGGCCAAGGGCUACUUCCGGCGUGCCAUGGCCCUUAUCUCCCUGGGCCGUUUCGAGGACGCGCUGGUGUCCCUGCUGCAGUGCGCCGUGCUGGAGGAGCCUGACAGCCUCCGGAGCAUUAAAGAUGAAAUUACCAAGGUCCUCCACCGGCUGCUGGUGAAGCUGACCAACAGACGGAGAGUGAGCCUGGAGGGGCGAGGGAACUGCCUGAACGGCUACAAGCGCCUGAGCCCGGCGCUCUCCGACCCCUCCAUCCCCCCCGAGUCCGACUCCGAGGACUCCGAGGACAGCGAGGACGGCCGCCGCAACCCUCCGUCUGGGGUCGCCGCCCGCCCCGUCGAGGAGGAGAUGCAGCUCAGAAAACUCAUGGACAAGUACCGCCACGAGAUGGAGAGAAGCAGAAAGAGCAGCACAGGCUACGUGAGGCACAUCGACAUGAGCAACGUGGAGAAGAACGACUUCGAGUGCACUCUGUGUUACCGGUUCCUGUACCAGCCCGUGACGACCCCCUGCGGCCACUCCUUCUGCCGCACCUGCCUGGACCGCUGCCUCGACCACUCCACCAACUGCCCGCUCUGCAAGACGUCUAUUAAAGUGUGCCUGUCCGAGAGGAGUCCAACCGUGACGGAAUUCGUGCACCACGCCAUGGAGGUGGUGAUGCCCAACGAGUGCCUGGACCGGCGGCGGCAGCACGACGACGAGCUGGACGAGCUGGCGGCCGCAGGGAAGGACCCGCACCACGAGAUCCCCGUCUUCAUCGCCACCCUCGCCAUCCCGACCAUCACCUGCCCGCUGCACGUGUUCGAGCCGCGCUACCGCCUCAUGAUCCGGCGCUGCAUGGAGUCAGGCACGCGGGAGUUCGGCAUGUGCAUGCCCAUGGAGACGGCGGAGAAUGGCUAUGCCGAUUAUGGCACCAUCUUGGAAAUCCGGGACGUGGAGUACACGCCCGACGGACGGGCCAUUGUCAACACCGUGGGGUCCAGACGGUUCAAGAUCGUCAGUAAAAGUGCUAGAGACGGGUACAACACAGCAGCCGUCGAAUUCCUCGAGGACAACGCAAUUCCCACGGCGAAGCUCGGAGAAUCUCGGCAGCUGCACGACACGGUGCACACCCUUGCGUCCCGCUGGUUCGAGUCCAUUGAGCCCAUGACCAAAAGACGGAUUCUUAAUCACUAUGGUCACAUGCCGUCCGUCGAGGGAGAGUACUGGACGCUCUCCAACGGCCCCGCCUGGAUGUGGUGGAUCGUGGCCAUCCUCCCCCUCGACCCCCGAAUCCAGCUGUCCAUCCUUCGGGAAACGUCCCUCCUGCGACGGCUAGAAGUCCUGCACCGGAUCCUUCGCUGCGUGAUGGCCCAGCAGCGGUCGAGGCAGAACGGGGCCGCCCCACAGUGACUGACAGACUUCCUCGAUGAUGUAGCCUCUAGUCCAGUCUUAAAGUACUGCUACAUUCUUCUGCUCGGAGCCCUGAUCUUCUUACUGUUGAAUUACAUGUGCUUUAUAUUUGUCUAGUUCUGAUCAAAACUGUGUUUUACGUGGAGAAGACGAUGAUCUCUUGAUUAUUUCAUUAAGCGAAGCCAAAACGGAGAGAGUGUACAGUGCUUGAGUGAAGUACAAUGAACUGAAAGAUUUUUUUUUUACGGUAAGAUAGAAGACGUUUUCAGUAGAAAAGCAACUCCUGUGCAUCUUCCCGGGGCGCGUAUAAGCAAGCAAGCACAGGCACCAGGUUGCUUCUUGGGUCGUCAUCCUUCUUGUGGUUUAGAGGAUGUGGAAAACCAUUGAUUUAUUUAUUAUCCAGUGAAGAUGUUAUAAAGGGACACAUUCGUGACUCAACUCUCGCGUUCAAAUAGUUUUUUUCUAUAUUUUUUUGCAGCAUUUGCAGUUUUAUUGCAUUCUGUGGUGGAUCCAGUCAUUACGAAGAUGACCACUCUACAGCUUAAAACUUUUUUUAUGUUACAAAAGCCAAAUGACCAAGUACAGCUUUCUCUUCUUACCUGGCAUCUUAUUUAUUUUUUUCCUGGUAUUUUGGACUUUGUAAAAGAAUAACUGUGAAACCUCGUCUUUCAUAAAGAUAAAUGACAGGUUACAAAACGCUUUCCUUAGAUCGCGGUGGAUAAUUAGAGGCAGAUGGGAAGUGAGUGGGUGUAUUUAGAAAUAUAACUUCCGAAUUACUCAUCGUAGUUACACUUCUUCGUAAAAAAAUCUUGUUCGAAUUAGAUAGAAAAAAAAACACUGGGACCAUAAAUAAAGAAAAGGGGGAAAAAGAAAAAAAAAAUACUAUAAAUUUAUAAAUAAAAGUUCAUGAGGAAUUCUUUAUGAAUCAUAAAGGUUUCACAGUAUAGGAAAAGAGGGUUUUACAGCAGGGAUUUAGUAUCAUUUUCUCAUUUCGAAGUGGAUGGAAAAUGUCUUCAUUGUUUUAAUUAUUACUAUUACCAUAAUUAUUGUUAUUAACGUCUUCUAUCACAUGAAGGUAAUAAUGAGGAGUGUUUGCUGGCUCUCCUCGUGUCACCAAACAGUAUUGUUACGAAAGCCGCUGCACGAAAGUUGCAUGGAAGAAAAUGUUAUGUUAUUAGCUACUGCUGUGGAUGCAGCUGCCGCACAGUGGAUGGGGAGGACAUUUGUAAUUUUUUCUCUUUUUUACAAAAUACAAGUUCUUAUUUA
Molecule: messenger RNA, 3438 nt
Organism: Penaeus monodon (black tiger shrimp)
Lineage: Eukaryota; Metazoa; Arthropoda; Malacostraca; Decapoda; Penaeidae
Product: LON peptidase N-terminal domain and RING finger protein 3-like
Molecular function (GO): metal ion binding; protein binding
Source: RefSeq, a predicted model, not a curated record